This is a messenger RNA of Euleptes europaea (tarantolino), 3294 nucleotides long. It is a transcript of the gene PLB1, whose product is annotated as phospholipase B1. Gene Ontology annotation, molecular function: A2-type glycerophospholipase activity; retinyl-palmitate esterase activity; phosphatidylcholine lysophospholipase A1 activity. Bases 1 to 3294 code for a protein of 1097 amino acids. The transcript is spliced from 41 exons. The record is from RefSeq and is a predicted model, not a curated record. Gene Ontology annotation, biological process: phospholipid metabolic process. NCBI's taxonomy places the organism in Eukaryota, Metazoa, Chordata, Lepidosauria, Squamata, Sphaerodactylidae. Gene Ontology annotation, cellular component: brush border membrane.
AUGGCAACAGUUCAUAAGUUGAGACCAGCAGACCUUAAAGUGAUAGGGGCCCUUGGGGACUCAUUAACCGCAGCAAAUGGAGCAGCUUCAAAGUAUAUACUGGAUAUUCUAACACAGUAUCGAGGUCUUUCAUGGAGUGUUGGUGGAGAUGCAGACCUAAAAACAGUCACAACAUUAGCGAAUAUACUUCGUGAGUUCAAUCCUUCUCUCAUGGGCUUUUCCACUGGCAAAGGAACACAUCAAACAUCUAAUGCCCGCCUGAACCAGGCUGUGGCAGGAUCUCGUGCUGACGGUCUCGCAUCUCAAGCUAGAAGACUAAUUGACUUGAUGAAGGAUGAUGCUGCAAUAAAUUUCCAGGAAGACUGGAAGCUCAUAACAAUUUUCAUAGGAGGAAAUGACUUGUGUGCAUCUUGUAAGGAUAUGGAACUUUAUUCCCCUGAAAAUUUUGUGAGCAAUAUACAGACAGCUUUGGACAUAUUGCAUAAAGAGGUUCCUCGACUCUUUGUGAAUCUGGUGACAAUCCUUCACAUAGCAAAUCUGGGUGAAUUAUAUCACGAGAAAAGCAUUUCCUGUCCAAGAGCACUUAUGAGGUCUCUGUGUCCAUGUCUUUUAAAUUAUGAUGCUAACUCCACUGAAAUUGAGGCACUGGAAGCCAUUAACAAAAAAUAUCAGGAGGGUACUCACCACUUAAUUGAGACUGGAAGGUAUGACACAAGGGAAGAUUUCACAGUGGUUGUGCAACCAUUUUUAGAAGGAACAGCCAUGCCUAAGACUGGGGACGGGCUGCCCGAUGCCUCAUAUUUCGCCCUAGACUGCUUUCACUUUCAACAAAAGACUCACUCUCAAGCUGCUCGUGCUCUGUGGAACAACAUGAUGGAACCCCUUGGAGAAAAAACAAAUGCACAGAUACUUGAAAAUGAAAUAACUCUCAAAUGUCCAAGUCAGGACAAGCCUUACUUAAGGACAUACAAAAACAGCUACUAUACUUACCCCACUCAGCCCCUCAGGGUUUAUGGAAGCCAGAUGCUGUGUAAGGACAGAGCUCCAUCUGUCAACUCCACUGUUUCAGUGCAUAGCCUGAAGCCAGCUGACGUGCAAGUAAUAGCGGCCCUGGGGGAUUCCUUCACUGCUGGUAACGGCAUUGGAUCAAAACCAAACGACAUGUUGGACUUGAAUACACAGUAUCGGGGGCUGGCUUGGAGCAUUGGAGGAGAUGCCUCAUUAAGGAAUGUAACUACUUUAUCCAAUAUCUUUUCUGAGUUCAACGCCAACCUCACUGGUUAUUCUACGAGCACAGGUGGCCCAAGUGACCCAAUCUCCUUUCUCAAUCGGGCAGUCCCAGGAGCACAGGCUGAGGACUUGUCAGACCAAGCAAAGCAACUUGUGAAAUUAAUGAAAAAUGACUCGAGAAUCAACUUUGACACUGACUGGAAGAUCAUAACUGUUUUCAUUGGAAUCGAAGAUCUGUGCAGCUAUUGCAAAGACAUUAAUCACUAUUCUGCAGCAAACUUUUCAAGUCACAUUCAAAAAGCACUUGAUAUUCUCCAUGCAGAGGUACCUAAAACUUUGGUUAAUCUUGUUGAAGUGAUGGACUUCCUUCCUUUGAGGGAACUGUUUCUGAAUAGCCGAUUGCCAUGCUCCACACGGGUAGCAGAAGAAUACUGUAGCUGUAUUCUUCCUAUUCAAGAAGGUUCGUCUGAGCUAGUGAUGAUGACAGAAGCUGUGAAAGCCUAUCAGAGCAGCAUACAAAAACUGGUGGAGACGGGCAGGUAUGACACCCAAGAAGAUUUCACGGUAGUACUUCAGCCUUUCCUCCGAACCAUCAGUGUGCCUCUUCUUCAGGGUGGCCAUCCAGAUAUCUCCUUCUUUGCACCUGACUGUUUUCACCUGAGUCAAAAAUCACAUUCCCAGCUCUCCAGAGCCCUCUGGAACAGCAUGCUUGAGCCAUUAGGGAACAAAACAGUUUCCUUUGACUUUAUGGCUAACAUUACCCUGAGCUGUCCAACCAUGUCCCAACCUUUCCUGGGAACCUACAAGAACAGCAAUUACACAUAUGCACCUCUGGAGCCAACAAAGAAGCCUGAUCAGAACUGGGGUAGUGACCUGUCAUGCCCUGGACAAACUCCAUCCGAAGAAGUCCCAACCUCAGUGCACAAGCUGCGGCCAGCUGACAUCCAAGUAGUAGCGGCACUGGGUGAUUCCUUGACGACUGCAGUAGGAGCCCUAGCAACUGGACUGAGUGACCUGAAAACACCUUGGAGAGGACUUUCCUGGAGUGCUGGAAGUGACGGAAGCUUGGACAGUCACACAACUUUACCUAAUAUUCUGAAAAAGUUUAAUCCAAACCUCUCUGGCUUCUCUACUGGCACCGAGAAGGAAACGGCGGGAUUCAACAGAGCAGUGGGAGGAGCCACGGCACUGAAUCUCUCAGCCCAAGCGCUUGAACUGAUAGAACUAAUGAAAAGCAGUGCGGAUAUCAACUACCAGGAAGACUGGAAGUUAGUCACCGUUUUAAUUGGAUGCAACGAUCUGUGUCAAUAUUGCUUAGACAAGGAGACUUAUUCAGUGGAAAAAUAUGUACAACACCUCCAAGACUCCCUUGAUAUCCUUUACGCAGAGCUCCCGCGGGCCUUUGUCAACGUGGUAGAGAUCAUGGAGCUCACCGGGCUGCGUCAGAUAGAGAGGGAAGCAUCCGGAUGUGUUCUUUCAGGGGCAAGCCUGUGUCCAUGCUUUCUAAACCCUCAUGAAAAUUCCCCCGAACUUCAAGAAAUGCAAAGAGUUAACAAAGACUUCCAGGAGAGAAGCACAGUGAUGAUCAACGGCAGUCGCUAUGACCAGCGGGAAGAUUUCGCCGUUGUUGUGCAGCCAUUUUUCCGAAAUACCAACAUGCCGCUGGAUAGCGACGGGAAACCAGAUCUGAGCUUCUUCGCUGUGGACUGCUUCCAUUUCUCAGCGAGAGGCUACGCAGGCAUGGCCACGGCACUCUGGAAUAAUAUGCUGGAGCCAGUUGGACAGAAGCAGCUCUACAAUAACUUUUCUUAUGAAAGGUCGACACUCAAGUGUCCAACCUUGGAACACCCUUUUCUUUUCACAUCAAGAAACAGUGGAUGGAAGGGUUCAGGAAGCGCAUCAGAGAACAAUAGAGCUGUGGUCCCUUACUGGGCUGUAAUUGUGGCAGUAAUAGCUGGAAUCUUGGCAGGCUCCCUGAUUGUUUGGGGUUUGAUGGCUCAGCGAGUCAGGAAGCACCCACGGGCAGCCAACACAGGAACUGAACCGAAAUCAACAUCCUUUUAA